AUGUCUUUGGCUGCUGGCGCCGCUCUCGUGGCAUGGUCCAUCAACGUUCCGCUGCUGCGCGCGCCGAUCGGGCUCGUCGUGCUCGUCGCCUGGGCUAUCUGCGUGUUCCUCUUCUUGGCCACCGGUUUAUCGCGGUGCCCGUUGCAGUAUAUGAGAAUGCGAAGUGCAUGUGUCAAGGGUUCGCUCUGCACGCCCAUCUACAAGCUGAUAAUGGAGUGCGUUCUCACGGGCUUCGUCAGGCCGCUCUCCUUGCCAGCGACGGUGUGGGGCCUGAUGCGCCGGCUGCUCAUAUCCGUGCUCACGUUCGUGCUGGACGUGCCAAACAUCGUGUGCCUCCUGUACCCGUCCCAGAGGCUGGCGCUGGACCGGGGGUGGGGGCUGCUGGCGUCCCACCACCAUCGCAUUGCGGCUCUGCUCAAGUGUGUCCAACUUCUGGUCAAUUUGCACGUGUCCGUGCCGUCGGUGACCCAGGUGCUUCCUGUUGGCUGCUACGCAGGCUCCGAUCUGCAGAAGGUGUCUGGCUUCAUCAAUUCUCUCGCUAGCUCUUCUGGCCCGCGCAGUGUUCUCACUGCCUCUUCGCCUACGCCGCCACGUGUGGCUGUGAAUUCGUCCUUCGCGUCCGACCUCGACUUCGAGACCGAGCUUUGCAUGUUCGAGGAACUGGCUGCUCGUCAGUCUUCUUCCGACCUGCGUGCCGACCAUCUGCAAGACCGCCGAGCAGGGUCCACGGUGUUCAUCCGCGCCGAUAUCCCGCCUUGCGGGUGCCCUGGAGCACAGAUUGACUGGUCGAGCAUUCCUGGUUACGCUGACCUCGUCUUUGUCGAAGACUCCGACGGCGACCAAACCAAGGCCAACAAUGGCGACAAAUUGAAGAGUCACGACAAGGACAAGGAGUUCUUCACCAUGUUCGUCGGCUCCGUCGCCUUCGAGGCCAUGAGCGGCGCCGCGGACCCGCCGCCAGAGCUUCAGCCCACCUCGGCCGACGCGGCGCCGCUGGGUGCGGGCGGAGGAGCCCACGGGGGCGCCAUCUGCUGCUUCGGCGACAGCCUGACCGUGGGCGUCCGGGGAGAUCCGCCGUCCAACAGCGCAAGCGAGUCGUACCCCAAGUUCCUGGAGGAGCUACUCCGCGGCGCCGGGUACGACUUCACGGUGCACAACGCGGGCAACUGGGGGGACACCACUGGCCACAUGGCGGUCAGGCUGCCGAAGGUGUUAUCGCAGCUGGCGGGGCAAGGCGUGCGCGUGGACUUCGUGCUCGUGCUGGGGGGCACCAACGACGUCCUGCGAGGCGAGGGAGGCGGCCCGCACGGCAUCCUCGCGCGCCUGAGGCACCUGCACGGGGUCGCCAGCGCGGCUCCGAGCUCGCCAGCGGUGGGCGUCGUGACCGUGCCGCCCGCCAGGGGGCUUGGACAGCGAGACCGCACCAGGCUGGAGGUCAACCGAGGCUUGCGCAGCCUGUGUCAGCAGCCGCGGCGGUUUCUGGUGGACCUGGAGGCGUUGGACGUCGGGCUUUCCAAGGACGGAGUCCACUACACCGCCGAAGGCUGCGCCGAGAUGGCCAGCCGGGCGUUCCGGGCGCUGCAGCCCAUGUUGCCGGCCCCCGCGCCGCCGGCCGCGGCCGCGGUCGGCGAGGAGUGA
Messenger RNA from Prorocentrum cordatum, 1638 nucleotides. NCBI's taxonomy places the organism in Eukaryota, Dinophyceae, Prorocentrales, Prorocentraceae. The record is from the annotation of a GenBank genome assembly.